CUUUUUUUUCCAUUGAAAAUGGAUUUUACUGUUCUUUCUUUGUGUUUUUGUUUCAAAAUACCGUUUCAGUGACUUUCAACCGAGUCUGCUGCAGAGGAUCUUUUGGUAGCUUCAAGAUUCCCAUAACAACUUGAACCGUAAUAGAACUUGUCAUCGACAGAGAGCUCUUCACUUUCCUCUUCUGUCUGGUAAAUGAAUGGCGCGGCUUGUUAUGAAGCCGUUAAUCCUAUUCUUCUACGGGUAACUAUAGAUUCAGUGCGUGGUUACUCCACCGUCCUCGUUCUUUCUCCUCCCAACACUCAUGGCACACUCAGCAGGUGGAGAACUUACCCUUUCUCCGUCGAGGUUGAGUUUGUCGCCCCGUAGACAUACUCUUUCGCAGGCAGAUAGAGUACAGAGUUUCACAAGUAUAUCGACAGAGUCACCGUACACUGCUGGAGCGGGUUCGAGGUUGGUUACAAUAUCCGACCAAUUCAAUUUAUCGCCAGACCCUCGUGAAUGGGGGUCCAGUUUAUAUGACGAUUGCGAGGAACCCGACGACGACCUUCACAAUCCCAAUGUCGGGGAUCAUCACACUUGGGGCCCUCAUCGUGGUCUAGCAAACGUUGGGUGCCUGCUUGUCGUCUGCAUUGGAUUAGUUACCCUUUUCGCCGGAUACCCAAUAAUUACGUAUUUCACAGGGACUGCGCUAACAAAUCAAGGUGGGUUCAACCUUGGGGGAAUAAAUGGAAGCGGACAAAUACCAAAAAUCUCCGGCAAGUUGGGUCUGAUCGACGCCGACACGCCCAACAACGCGUUUACAAAGCCCUCCUGGAAUGGUGGGCCGGAUAUGGCGCUCGUCUUCUCUGACGAGUUCAAUACCCCAGGGAGAACAUUCUGGCCCGGUGAUGAUCCAUACUGGGAAGCAGCCAAUCUACAUUACUGGCAAACGAACAACCUGGAGUGGUAUGACCCUGAGGCGAUCACCACGCAAGACGGUUAUCUUGUGUUGACAUUGUCUCAAAAGGAGACACAUGACCUGAACUUUCAGGGCGGCAUGAUGUCCACAUGGAAUAAAUUUUGUUUCACUGGUGGAUACAUAGAAGCGUCCGUCUCGUUGCCUGGCGUGAACAACGUGGUUGGAUUAUGGCCCGCUAUCUGGACUCUUGGUAAUCUUGGUCGGGCCGGCUAUGGCGCAACCUUAGAAGGAAUGUGGCCGUACACCUAUGACGCUUGUGACGUCGGCACUGUAGCAAAUCAAACCGUGAAUGGCUCGCCCGUAGCAGCCACUGAAGGUGGAGACCCAUUUCAUGGCGGGGUCUUGUCUUUCCUCCCCGGUCAGCGGCUCUCACGGUGCACUUGCAAAGGCGAGUCGCACCCAGGUCCUAUGCAUUCAGAUGGGACAUAUGUCGGGCGUGCGGCUCCUGAGAUCGACAUGUUCGAGGCACAGAUUACGGGGGAGCCUCUUACAGGUCAGGUUUCCCAAUCAGCACAAUGGGGUCCUUUCAAUGCUGGUUACAUCUGGAAAAAUACAAGCGAUAACGAAAUAAUACCAAACCCAUCGGUCACAGUUCUAAACACCUACAUCGGUGGAGUGGAGCAGCAGGCUACCUCCGGCGUGACAGAAACGAAUCAAGGUUGCUACGAGGGUGAGACGGGAUGUUUUUCGGUGUACGGUUUCGAGUAUGUUCCUGGAUUCGAUAACGCGUACAUAACGUGGAUAUCCGACAAUGAAGUUGCUUGGACACUGAACGUCGCGGGCAUGGGGCCCGAUCCCGCUGUCAACAUUUCUGCUCGACCUAUACCGCAGGAGCCAAUGUACAUCAUUAUGAACUUGGGCAUGUCCACUAAUUUUGGUCUUGUCGACCUGGACCACUUGCCUUUCCCUGUAAACAUGCGCGUGGACUAUAUCCGUGUAUACCAGCCAUCAAACGCGCGGAACAUUGGGUGUGACCCGAAAGAAUUCCCAACAGCGGAUUAUAUUAAUACGUACAUCGAGGCAUAUACCAACCCCAACCUUACCACGUGGCAAAACGACUACAAUCAGCCCUUCCCCAAGAACUCAUUCCUAGGCGAAUGCUAGAUUGUUUUUCUUUGCCUGUAACUGUCGACCCAUCACGUCUAUGACAUUGCUUUUCUAACCCCUUCGCUGUAUCGGUACAACUGCACCUGACUUUACCUUUUCCCUGUGCCCUUCCUCAUAUUCCUCAUAUGCCUCACAUAAUAUUCCAUCGCUCGUUUGCAUAUCGCGUUUUCGCUCGCUUUCAUUUGUGCGUCUCUCCUUCGCCCCAUUACUCGAUUAUCACCCCCCGUUUAUUCGGCCUACAAUUAAGUACGCUCGACGUGGUUCCAUGGAAUUCAACCAUUGCAUCAUUAUUCGUAUUGAGUAGGAACGCUGUACACACCAAUAGACUACACUACGAAUCAUUGAUUCUGCAGAACGUGUCUGCGGACUGUUGCAUUACUUACAUUCACGACAUGUGUAUGUACUUAAGGCUGGAUAGACGUCAUUCACCCACACCAUGGCGACAUGCAC
Messenger RNA from Suillus paluster, 2515 nucleotides. Its product is annotated as glycoside hydrolase family 16 protein. Gene Ontology annotation, molecular function: glucosidase activity. The record is from RefSeq and is a predicted model, not a curated record. The coding region runs from base 302 to 2062 and encodes 586 amino acids. Gene Ontology annotation, cellular component: plasma membrane; endoplasmic reticulum membrane. Lineage: Eukaryota; Fungi; Basidiomycota; Agaricomycetes; Boletales; Suillaceae. Gene Ontology annotation, biological process: fungal-type cell wall organization; (1->6)-beta-D-glucan biosynthetic process. The transcript has 16 exons.